CACAUGGUUUUACUCGACAAGACCGGCUCACCGGCGGCUUCAAUGGCCAGAGAGAUUGUGCACAGGGAAGGCUGUUACGCUCUGAAUGUAGCCUGGGAUGAUGUCAAGGCCAACUGUUUGGUGGACAACUACUUCGUUGUGCUGUGCUCUGUGCACCUCGACUGGAAACCUCAACCAUCGUCGGUAAAACAGGAGCUCCCGGAUCUAGGUCAUGAUCUGGCCAUUAUGUGGGACAACCAAGACCUUACUGAUGUUUCCUUCCAUGUUGGCGAGGAGAGCUUCAGCGCACAUCGCCUGGUGCUCGCGACCCGGUCACCGGUCUUCAGAGCUGAGCUCUACGGCCGGAUGGCUGAAAGCAAGAUGACUUCUAUAACCAUCCAAGACAUGGAGGCCUCGACCUUCAGAUUAUUGCUCCAUUACAUUUAUCAUGGUUCACUGCCUGAUGUUGCUGUGAAGGAUGUCUGUUCCACCAUGGCACAAUACCAGCACCUGCUUGUAGCCGCAGACAGAUACAUGGUACAGGGCCUAAAGAAGAUUUGUGAGGACAAGCUUUCGGGCAAUGGUAUUACCAUAGACAGUGUGGUCUCGAUGUUGGAGCAGGCUGAGGACCACGUCUGCCCCAAACUCAAAGCUGCGUGCCUUGAUUUCCUCGCUGAUGGUGACAAUUUUAAGAUGGUUACGAUAUCUGAUGAGUACAUCCAUUUGAUACAGAGCUUUCCGAAUAUCUUGGUUGAAGUGCAGAGUAGGAUCAAGAAAGCUCUUAAAGAAUCUACUACCAUGAAUCCUGGUGCUCACAAGGAAACCCGAUUGCGUUAGGGACACAAUGAUGGGAUUGAUGAACUCAAAUCCUCUUACAGUGCCAUGUUUAUCUUUGAUCAUCCUGUUCUUAAUAGUUGCAUAUUUUGUGGUAGCAGGAAUAUGUAUAUUCCUCCGGUAGCUAUGAUGGUUUUAAGUUCUGGCUAGUGUAUACUAGAAAAUACAUGAUAAG
Lolium rigidum is the source of this 988-nucleotide messenger RNA. Its product is annotated as BTB/POZ and MATH domain-containing protein 1-like. The transcript has a single exon. Gene Ontology annotation, molecular function: protein binding. Gene Ontology annotation, biological process: protein ubiquitination. Lineage: Eukaryota; Viridiplantae; Streptophyta; Magnoliopsida; Poales; Poaceae. The coding region runs from base 4 to 816 and encodes 270 amino acids. The record is from RefSeq and is a predicted model, not a curated record.